Erythranthe guttata (spotted monkey flower) is the source of this 2722-nucleotide messenger RNA. The record is from RefSeq and is a predicted model, not a curated record. NCBI's taxonomy places the organism in Eukaryota, Viridiplantae, Streptophyta, Magnoliopsida, Lamiales, Phrymaceae.
AAAUAAAAAAAAGAUGCCCGGAGAAUCUCCAGACAACAAUAUAGUGUACCUCCAUGGCGACCUCGACCUUAAAAUCAUCGAAGCCCGAUGCUUGCCGAACAUGGACUUGCUCACCGAACGCCUCCGCCGCUUCUUCGCCGCCUUCGCCUGCCGUCAAACCAACCACCACCACCACGACGGCACCGACCACAAACACCACAGCAAGAAGAUCAUCACCAGCGACCCCUACGUCACCGUCUGCCUCGCCGGAGCCCGGGUCGCCCGUACCCGGAUCAUAUCCAAUUCGCAAAACCCGGUCUGGAACGAACAUUUCAAAAUCCCCUUAGCUCACCCCGUCUCACAGGUUGAAUUCGAGGUGAAGGACAACGACGUGUUCGGGGCAGACCUAAUCGGAGUCGCCACAGUGGCGGCGAGCCGAAUCGCCGCCGGCGAGACAAUCGACGAGUGGGUACCGGUGAUCGGGCCGUACGGGAAGCCGCACAAACCCGAUUCCGCAGUCCGAUUGGAGAUCAAAUUCACACCCUGCCACACAAACCCUACCUACCUCAACGGAAUCUCCGAAGACCACGAAUUGAAGGAGAGCUACUUCCCGUUACGGCACGGCGGCAAGGUGACGCUGUACCAAGACGCGCAUGUUCCGGAGGGAAUGCUGCCGGAGAUCGGGCUUGACGAGCAGAGAAGAUUCGAGCACGAACAAUGCUGGGAGGAUAUAUGCCACGCGAUAUUGGAGGCGCACCAUUUGGUGUACAUUGUCGGGUGGUCGAUUUACCAUAAGGUGAAGCUAGUGAGAGAGCCGACGCGGCCGUUGCCGAAAGGCGGGAAUUUGAAUUUGGGCGAAUUGCUUAAGUACAAAUCUCAGGAAGGGGUUCGAGUUUUGUUGCUCGUUUGGGACGACAAGACUUCUCACAGCAAGUUCUUCAUCAACACGACGGGGGUGAUGCAGACGCACGAUGAAGAAACUAGAAAGUUCUUCAAGCAUUCUUCGGUGAAUUGUGUGUUGGCCCCUCGUUAUGCCAGCAGUAAGCUUAGCAUUUUCAAGCAGCAGGCAUGUUUUUUUUUACUUCUCUUAUCGUAUGUUUUUCCGAUUCCCGUCGUUGGAUCUCUAUACACUCACCAUCAGAAAUGUGUAAUUGUGGACACUCAAGGCAACGGCAAUAACCGUAAGAUCACUUCAUUCAUCGGCGGUCUCGAUCUUUGCGACGGCCGCUACGAUACGCCCGAUCACAGGCUAUUCCGUGACCUCAAUACCGUCUUUCACGAUGAUUUUCAUAAUCCCACAUUUGCCCCAGGAACUAAGGCACCGAGACAGCCAUGGCAUGAUUUGCACUGCAAAAUCGAAGGUCCAGCUGCGUACGAUGUGCUAACUAAUUUCGAGCAGCGUUGGAAAAAAGCCACUAAAUGGUCGGAAUUUGGCCAACGGUUUAAGAGAAUAUCCCAUUGGCACGAUGAUGCAUUGAUAAAGAUCGAGCGAAUUUCGUGGAUUACCAGUCCUUCUUCAACACUUCCGAACGAUCAUCCUUCUUUAAGGGUUUCCAAGGAAGAUGAUCCCGAGAAUUGGCAUGUCCAGGUUUUCCGAUCUAUAGAUUCUGGAUCGUUGACGGGAUUCCCGAAAACUGUCCACGCAGCUGAGCAACAAAAUCUGGUUUGUGCAAAGAGUUUGGUGAUAGAUAGAAGUAUUCAAAUGGCAUAUAUCCAAGCAAUUAGGUCUGCUCAGCACUUCAUAUACAUUGAGAAUCAGUAUUUUCUUGGGUCGUCUUAUGCUUGGCCCUCCUAUAAAAAUGCAGGUGCUGACAAUUUAAUUCCAAUGGAAUUGGCAUUAAAAAUCGUAAGUAAAAUACGGGCAAAGGAGAGAUUCACUGUUUACAUUGUUAUACCAAUGUGGCCCGAGGGUGCUCCCGAUUCUGCUUCUGUACAAGAAAUCCUUUAUUGGCAGGGACAAACAAUGCAAAUGAUGUAUGAAAUUAUUGCUAAAGAGAUCAAAACAGCUAAGCUCAAGAACGCACAUCCGACCGACUAUCUCAACUUCUACUGUCUUGGCAAUCGGGAGGAACCUCUAAACGAACCAAACAAAAACGGUGUAUCCUCUUCAAACGGAUCUACGGAAUCGGCUUCACAAAAAUCGGGACGGUUUAUGAUCUAUGUACAUGCAAAGGGAAUGGUGGUUGAUGAUGAGUACGUUAUAGUGGGGUCCGCAAAUAUCAAUCAAAGAUCCAUGGCUGGUUCGAGAGAUACAGAGAUAGCCAUGGGUGCUUAUCAGCCCCGUUACACCUGGAUUAAAAAUAAGGAACACCCACAUGGCCAGGUAUAUGGAUACAGAUUGUCGCUAUGGGCGGAGCAUUUGGGGAAGGUAGAUAAUCGUUUCAAAGAUCCGGCGAGUUUGGAGUGCGUAAAAAGUGUGAACUGUGUUGCGGAGAAUAACUGGAAGAGAUUCACGGGUGAAAAGUUCGCUCCAUUACAAGGGCAUCUUCUGAAAUACCCGGUGGAGAUUGAUGGUGAUGGAAAGGUAAACGCUUUGUCUGGAUACGAAACAUUCCCGGACGUUGGUGGGAAGGUUCUAGGUGCUCCCACGAAUCUUCCGGAUGCUUUGACAACAUAACAAUCGUAUAUAUUAUAGUUUUUUUUCUUCUUUUUUUUUUUCCGCCCAGAAAGGGGGUUUGUAAAUAGAUCGAAUAUACGUAAAACUUGUAAGUAAAAUGCAUCAAAGGAUGAUACCACAAAGAAA